Zerene cesonia (dogface butterfly) is the source of this 1246-nucleotide messenger RNA. RefSeq names its product CDAN1-interacting nuclease 1. Lineage: Eukaryota; Metazoa; Arthropoda; Insecta; Lepidoptera; Pieridae. The record is from RefSeq and is a predicted model, not a curated record. The coding region runs from base 364 to 1215 and encodes 283 amino acids. The transcript has 5 exons.
UGUGGUCAACUCUCAUCUGUCACAAAUGUCACUCUUAUACUCGCUAAAAAUAUUUAAAUUGAUUUCUCCAUUUCAUGGAUAAAACCACUGAGGCAUGUUUGGAACUUACUGAAAGUAAACUGCAGUAUUUCAUCACGGAACUAUAGAUAGAUUUUAAAGAAUUAAAGCUUAAUAGUUUUACCCAGUUUAGAUUUACCUAUGAGAUAUUCAGGAAUAUAAGUAAUAGUAUAAUAGUUUUGCACUGUGAUCAUAUAAACAUUAUUGAAAUUACUCGUUUUUUUAUUGUUGGUGCCUUCAUGCAAGUAAACCUGUGUAUAGUCUUUGUUGCUGGAAUAAUUAUAUAACAAAAAAUAUAUAUUUACAAUGUUGCCGCAAGAUGAAAUAAAACCUAUGCCCUACAAGUUAUACGCAUCUAUAGUAGAGGACUUCAAUAAAUUAACGUCGUACAGUAGAAGGGCUGAAAAUGAAUUACGAAACAAAUAUAAAGAUAUUCCAUCAACAACUAUGGGAAGCAUUAUAUCCCUAUUAGUUCAGAGAGCAAUGAAACUCAAUUACAGAAAGUCACCAACGAUUUCAAGCAAAUACUUUGACUUAUAUGAGAACCUCAUGAAAAGUCAAAACAAACAGGAUAUUAUAAUCCAGUUAGCUGACAGUCAAUGUAUAAGUCCUGCACUUUUUGUCAGAUCAUUACUGCAAAAUGUAUAUUCAGACUCUACAAUGGUCAAAAAAUGUUUAAAGGAUACUACACUUAUAGAAGAUAAAGAUUUGGCUUAUCAAGUAUUUUUGGGUAUAAUGAAUGAUAAUCAAUAUGGACCCUAUGCUGAUAUCAUCAAACAAUCAAUUGGAUUAGAGUAUGAGCUAAGAUUGGAAAGAGAACUUAAGUCAAUGAAUAUAUCAUUUUCUGAUGAAAAUAUUUUACGCACUAGGGGAUAUGAUAAAACCCCUGACUUUAAAUUAGAUAUCCCAAUAGCUGUAGAUGGAUUCAUUGUGAACUGGAUUGAAAGUAAAGCAUUAUUUGGUGAUGAAGAGAACCAUAUGGGUUAUCUUAAGGAACAGUUAAUAUGUUACUGGAAUAGAUUUGGUCCAGGACUUGUUAUAUACUGGUUUGGGUAUCUGGAAACAUUGGAAGAUAUGCCAGAAGUAAAUAACAUGUUCAUACUAAGAACAAAGUUUCCAAAUAAAGAAAGUAUAACCCAAUAUAAAUUUGAUUUGUAAUUGUUAAGUUGAGAUUAAAAUAUUUCCAAUU